AUGACAAUAAUUUAUUCUGAAGUACCGUAUACUUCGUGUAGACAGGCUUUCAGACGUUGGGUCAUACAUUUUCUAGUGAAAGAACUAAAGGUAAUAUCAAUUAGUAUUUUGCCAUUAUAACAGUUUGUUUUAAUGACAGAUGGCUUAGCCUUAUAUUAAUAAUAAUUCUGUUACAUGUAUUAUUAUUAAAAUAAAAUUUGAACUUUGUGUAUAUAUUUUGUGAUUGAGUUUGUGUAUGCGUGACAUUACUGGACCUUUAACGAGAACAGUUUAACACUAAUCGGGAUAUCCAGCGUAAGUAAAGUAAUAAUUAAUAGUUUCUGUGUCCUCCUGUAGUGACACUGGAUCAGCAAUGGACGAUUCUUACUGGCCGGUAUAGCCUAUAAGGAAACAUCGAAAUUCAAUCGAAAUCCUUAUGCACUUGCUCAGUGCCUAUUUUUUUCGCAUAUUUAAUUACUUUAUUAUAAUAUCAGUUUACUUUUGUCUAUUUUCAGGAUACGACGGUUCGUGAGGUUGUUAAUAUGGCCGUUGAUGCAUUUUCACUGGCCGAGUCUGCUUCGUAAGUAUAUGAAGUUUAUUCCAAAAUUUCUAUUAGUGUCGGUCCAGUGACAGUGGCUUUCAUCUCUGCAACGGGUUUCGAAUCCACCAGUAGAGAGCUUAAAGUUACGUUUACACCCUGCCACUUGUCGUGUACGAUUUGUAUUCUGACGUAUGUGAUUACAUGGUCGCGUAAAGUAACAUGUAGUGAAUAAGCACGCGUAAAGUAGCAUGCAGUGAGCCUCUAUAUAAGUAAAUAAUACUAUACAGAAGUCCAUCUCCAUUGUUUUUUGCUAGAAGCAGUCCCCCUCCUGUAAAUAUUCAAAAUGGCACACGUCCAGGGGGGGGGGAUGACUGCUUCUGUUUACUGUACUUGCCGAGUGACGAAUCAUGACGAAUAGCGCUUACGCAAAAAAAACAAUUGAGAUGACUUUCUGUGAUAUAAGAGAGCUUUAGAUUUUACUACGAGUACGACUACGACAUUCGUUGUUUGCACAUACCAUUGAACUAUAAAUAAACUGGAAGGCUAACUCAGGGGGGGAAAUUGAAGCCAGUGCAUUUUAGUUUUUCUGAGUUAUGAGCAGAAAUACUCAACACUGAACGUUGGGCUAUAUAUCAAAUUGAAGCUAUUGAAAAACUCUAUUUGGUGUAGAAAUUUCAAGACUUUAGCUAAAAGGGAAAUAUUGAAAAACUACAAACAUAAUUACCGAUAAUUUGCCGUUUUGCAGUUGUUUUUGUAUUUUUUAAAGAUUUUUCUUUUUUGCUGAAGUCUUGAAAUUUCCACACCGAAUAGCAAUUUUCAAUAGCUUCAAUUUGAUAUAUAGCCCGACGUUUGGGGUCAAGUAUUUCUGCUCAUAACUCAGAAAAACUAUUUUGGCUUCAUCAAAUCAUAAGCCUUCAUCAUAGCAGUUAGCCUUCCAGUUUAUUUAUAGUUCAAUGGCACAUACUCACCAUCUUCUUACGCCAUUACGUACGUACUGACGGUAUUGUACGCCAUUAUCUUGUAGUGGGCGCUUGUUUUACCACGUCACUUUUUUAAAAUCCUGUUGUCAUUUGGCCAUUUAAAAUGCGUCAGUUCUUGGCGGCGUAAAAAUAUGGCGUAUACAAAUAAACGUUGUCGUAGUCGCACUCGAAGUAAAAUCUAAAGCUCUCUAUAUAUCUGGAGCUUCAGUCAUUCGGCCUAUGAGAAAAGUGAAACCAAGAUGGCCGCCAUUGACGUCCAAUAGCUCUGAAGGUCGUAAAUUCUAGUUUUUUUCUAAACGACUGUAUCGCUAAAAAAGUUAUUAGUUCAUAAAAUCAUAGUGUUAUUCCUUAUAUCGAUGUCAAAAUACGAAAUUUCGAUAUACUUCUUCCAGCUUCGUGUUAACCGCGCAGACAAAAACAAUAGAAAGGGACUGGAACUGACGUUCAAUAGCUCUUCAAUUGACGCCAUCCUGGCUUCACUUUUUGACCAGCAAGAUUUAUUAACAAGAUGUGAGAUUUUCACGAGCGUAUUGGGUUUUGCAAGAGACAGCACAAUUUUGCAAGUAGCAAAUUAAAAAUAGUUAAUUAAACGCAUACAUGGCGUCAAAGCAAGACUUUGUUUGAGCACUUUAAAGAGUUGCAAUGCUCCACAGCUGUGUAGUAGUCGAUUGAAUAAAAUAUUUUUGCCACCUAAAAUGGCGGAUUAUUUUUUAUGAGACGUCACACUGCAACACCUGAAUAUAUAUCAUAUAGUAGUAUUAAUGUAAACUAUAAAUGAUAUUUAUCUUACAGAAACUUCUCCCUGACUGAAAUCACGGUGAAUCAAGGAGAUUUAAUAAAACAGAAACGACUGCCAGACAUGAUGUGUGAUUUGGUCAAUAAAGCUUCGUUAAAUGGUCGAUAUUAUCUCAAAGAUUUCACAUCAACUGACGUUACAUUACUGCCUGAGGAAACGAUACAGGUUUGUAUAACGCUUUCUUAUUGAAAUUAGUCUGUGGCAGACACUAUGGGGAAAGCGAGAGGGCGACAGCCACUCAGCCACCCCAUGCAGUAUUUUCGUAAAGCCACUGAUUGUGAUUGUAUUUUCUAAAUGUUGGUGUAUUUUUAACCAAUUUCAGGAAAAAUUUCAGGAUAGGAAUGUAUUAGCAUCCUAAAUUUUUCUAACAAUUGUUAUUUUAACUCUUGUGUAGGAAUUGGGCAAGGAACUACGGUAUACCUUAGCCGACUUGGACUCAACCGAAGUUGCUCGACAAGUCACUUUACGGGUAAGCAUGAUUUAAUGAAUUUUGUAAUGCACUGGAUUAAGGUGUGCCUUGGCCGCUGAGAGUAGGACUGUGACUACCAGAACAUGUUUUUAGAUGUGAGAACUUCUAAAAGUAUAAUAUUAGUGAUAUUAGUAUGAACCAGAGUUUGGUCUCCCAUUGGUGAGAUUCGGGUGAAUGUAGGCUGUUAUCUGAUCAAUGAUCCGCAAAUUAUGUGAAAAAAAGGUUCGAUGUCUGCAAUAUAUGCACGCAAUAUAUAACACAGUUUGAUUAGACGUUCGUCUCAGUGUACAAGAAGAGCGUUUGCAAUUUGAAGGCUUUCCUCCUGUAACGGGUGGGGACUAAAAAUGUGGACAAAUUUCAGCACACUGUACAGCCUUUAGUACUAGGCAAACGUUGUCCGUAAUAGUCGAGUGAACAAGCUUUCACUUAAACUAUCGUACGACACAUUUGUUGUUAACAGGCUGCAAUUCUGGAACCAGCACUUUUGGCCUACAAUGAACUAACCAUAGUAAUCUUUGCAAUAACGGCCAAAAUGUGCAAAAUAGACAAAACAUCUUGAUUUGUGUGCACUCUCUCGUAUAAAGACAAUGCUUUUUUGAAGAUUCAGAUUAUUAUCAGUGGCUUAGAGAAGUCCAUGAACCUGCUACAAUGAAAUUUGAUCUAUUUGUGCGACUGUCACUGAAAGGAGAUGUCCUUGAAAUUGCUACUCACAAUGACUUAUUUGAGGAAAUAUAUUCUUUUCAAAGAUAUCUUUGACAUUUCGUCUCCAAAUUAUGACUUAUGGCAUCGGUAUGAACACUGUGGAAACACUAAUAUAUUGUGUAUCUCCUCAGUGGUUUCUGCAUGGAAGAUCUUGGUUUUUUAUAGUCAAGAGCGAUUUUUAGUAUUUUUUACUCCAUCUGAUUUCUAUCUCUAUUUUCUCUUACAUUCCGUAAGUAUGACCUAAUGCAUUUUCGCAUGCGUUCUUAUUGCUCCGAAUACUUGUGUCAAACUCAUUUUACAGUUGGUUUUAGAUUGUCCAUUCUUUUAUAGUCCACACCCGUUAGUUACACAGAACAAAUAAAGCAUGGCAUUAUUGCUAUCCAAAUGUAUAGUAACACUGGGUCAAUAAGGAACAACUGUUGAAGGGCGGGGUUUUUUACCCAUCCAGGAUCAGCACAUAAUAUUCACUUGAACUUUCCAUAUUCAAAACACCCUUCAACAUCCUAAUAUUGACCCAAUAAGGAAUCAUCUUUACUGAGCCUGUAAAAAUGACUGGUUGCACAGAACUGCAUGAUGGAUAUUCGGCGUGAAUAUAGUUACUUCAUAUAAUUUAUCGUUUAUUAUAUUUCUAGGACUUUGAGAUUUUCCAAAAGAUCGAGUCAUCGCAAUAUAUUUACGAUUUAUGGAAAUUUGAAGAAACAUUACGCAAUAGUUUAUUAAAAUUUUCAAAGGUUUGUUAACAGUUUUUUCCUACUAAUAAAUAAUCCGUUCAUCCUGUUCUAAUAACAGAGUUGUCAUUUUCGGGGAACAUACGUUCCAAUUAUAUCAAC
Paramuricea clavata is the source of this 4297-nucleotide messenger RNA. The record is from the annotation of a GenBank genome assembly. Lineage: Eukaryota; Metazoa; Cnidaria; Anthozoa; Malacalcyonacea; Plexauridae.